This is a messenger RNA of Cicer arietinum (chickpea), 701 nucleotides long. RefSeq names its product light-harvesting complex-like protein OHP1, chloroplastic. Lineage: Eukaryota; Viridiplantae; Streptophyta; Magnoliopsida; Fabales; Fabaceae. The record is from RefSeq and is a predicted model, not a curated record.
UGUCAUUCCAACUCAAUCUUCUUCCAAUUUGAACCACACAAAAACAAGUGGAAAAAUGAACUAGAAAAAAAAAAGUAGAUAAACCUCACAUUGAAGAAGUGGUUGAAGUUGUCAACCAUUGCAAUGGCUACCUCAUCAACAAAAUUGCCAUCAUCAUUCAUCUUAGGAACCCCAUCACUUCACUCUACAAACAACAAACUUUUGUUCCUUCAAAAUCAUACCUUGAAUACAUCAGCACUUCACAAAAAGAGACUUUCCUUCACUGUUCAAGCUGUCAAGCCCCCUUCUGGUGUUGAAUUUCCUAAAGUAGAGCCUAAAUUUAAACCUCCAUUUCUUGGGUUUACAAAGACUGCUGAAAUAUGGAAUUCUAGAGCUAGCAUGAUUGGACUCAUUGGAGUUUUCAUUGUAGAGCUUAUCAUCAACAAGGGAAUACUUGAGGUGAUUGGAGUUGAAAUUGGAAAAGGCCUUAAUAUUCCUCUUUAAUCAUUCAUUUCACUUUGUUCAUAUAUAAUGUCACAUAUAUUCAAUUUUAGCUUCAUUUUUUAAUGGUUUCAAGAACAUGUUUUCUCAUUACUAGUCAUUUGGCUGCAUGACUAGAUCUAUUUCUGUUAUUUAAAACUUUGGCUUAUGAAAUUCCAAUGCAAUUGUGACUGGAGUGUUGGUUGAUUUAGUUCAUGGAACUCUAUUAACUUGGUAUUGAA